AUGGCCGAUCCGGUGGCCACCGUGGAGAAGAUCGUCAAAAUCGGGCUCAAGAUCAAGGACGCCGUGGACACAGUGCGCCAUAACCAGGAGGAAUGCCAGGAGAUCAGGAAGCGCGUGCUCAGAUUCAGCGCUAUCCUGUCGCAGCUGCAGCAGACGGGGGUGAUUGAGGCUAGCCCUGCGAUGAGCGGCGCCCUGGAGGAUUUGGAGGAAAGCCUCCAGCACGCCCUCGAGCUCGUGACGGCGUGCCAGGAGACGAGCACCCUCCGGCGCCUCAUCACGGCUGGGGAUCUGUCCAAACAGCUGCGCCGGGAGACGAGCACCCUCCGGCGCCUCAUCACGGCUGGGGAUCUGUCCAAACAACUGCGCCGGGUAAAAGAUGACAUCUUGAACAAAGUGAUGCUGGCGUCCUUCGCCAUCAACACCCACACCACUAUUGUAUUGCUUACUAUCCAGGCUGGUGGGGAUCCUCCGCGCCGGCAGCCAGAGGAUGCAGGACUGCCGACUGUAUCACAUAACACUAAUUCAACUGAAAAUGCUGGUGGCAGAUCUGGCUUGAAUGCCAAGAAAAACCAUGCACUAACAGGAAGUGAUGCCCACUUUGCUCCUUUAGUAGCCUUAAGAAGGUUCAGUAUAUCUGAGUUAAAGGCAGCAAUAAAUGGAGGAAACAUUAUUGGAGUAGGUGGCUCUUGUUAUGUCUACAAGGGUAUACUAAAUGAUGGAAAUGUCGCCGCUAUCAAGAUGUUCAAAAGAUCACAUAAACUAGGUUGGGUGCGUACUUAUGAUCAACUUCUCCUAGCUUCGAAGCUUCAACACAAAAAUAUAGUGAAAGUUUUAGGAUAUGGCCAUGAAGUUGGAUCUUCUUCUAUGAUAACGCGCCUGUUGAAAUACAAAAACGGUCAAGCCAGAGAAAGGGAAUAUUUUUGGGUUGAAGAAUACAUGCCAAACGGAAGCUUGGCCAAGAUUACCCAUGAGUCUCAAAUUGAUUGGCCGUCCCUCUGCAGAAUAUUUGAAGGGGUAGCCCAGGGAAUACAUUACCUACAUAAACAGCACAUUGUCCAUAUGGACCUGAAACCAGGCAACAUCCUCUUGGAUUCUGAUAUGAAUCCUAGGAUUAUUGAUUUUGAGUUAUCUAUAGUGCUGAAGGAUGAUGAGAUCAUCGAGGACUGCGUCAUAGGAACAUAUGGAUACAUGGCUCUGGAAUACAUUCUACAUGCUAUUAUAUCAGUGAAAAAGGAUGUGUUUGCUUUUGGCGCUAUCCUUCUGCAGACCCUUAGCGCUAUGAGCAGAUCUGAACAACGUAAUCGCCACUUUUUAUAUGAAUGGGCUUGGGAGGCUCUGGAAGUUGAACGAACAGAUGACUUGUUUGAUCGGUCAUUGUUUGAUGGAUCUCAGCUAACGGAGAUCAAAAGGUUCGUGGUGAUAGGGCUGCUGUGUCUUCAGGAUGACAGGGCAGACCGGCCCACGAUGGCGGAAGUUCUUGAGAUGCUAAAUGGAAAGGAAGAGUUGCCGACGCCAAAGAAAUCAGCCUACCGCAAAUCAGAUGAAGAAAGAUCCGACUGA
Molecule: messenger RNA, 1560 nt
Organism: Miscanthus lutarioriparius
Lineage: Eukaryota; Viridiplantae; Streptophyta; Magnoliopsida; Poales; Poaceae
Source: the annotation of a GenBank genome assembly